AUGAGCCCGACGUUAACUGUCUCUACACAAAUUGAGAUCGCAGCGACGCCAGCUGCUGUUCGAUCAGUGUUCAUAGACUUCGCUCGGUACACACAAUGGCAGCAAGGAUGGAAAUUUGAACCAGCCGACUCUGAUAAGCAGCCAUUGGACCUGAAGCCUGGUGACGGGCUCAAGGUCAAAAUGAACGGAACUUCGAUGCAACCAAUUGUAAUGAAGAAAAACUCAGUCGAUUCUUUUCAGUGGAAGGGAUCGCUACUCGGGCUCAUGAAAGUUCGAGGAUCAUAUCUGGAGUACCUCACGACCAAUCUCUACUGGAUCUACCGUCCGCCAAAGGCAACGCUGCAAAAGACAACAUCACGGCAUCUAAUAAAGCUCACAGUCGACGAUAUUGAGUUAGUAUCACCGGAUGAGCGUCAAUGCAACUUGAAGAUUGCUCAAGUCACACUCCAAGACACUUGGUACGACGAUGAGGUCAAAAGGGGGUUCUAUUUCCACAGCAGCCAUUCUCAGGGUAUAUGCAGAUUGGACCAUGUACCUAAUCAUAAAGAGAACGGAGUUCUUUCAGCCUGGGCAAACCUUGGACUUGCUCGGAGCUGGAUAGAAGACUGCGAUAUGCAUCAUACAAACUGUCAGCCCAUUAUUCCUGCAGUGCCUUCAGAGGCACUUCAUCCCUCCACAAGAUUCAUCGACGCAAUUUCUGAAUGUCUGGUCUCUUUUGACGAAAUAAACUCGGCAUCCUUCAAAUUUGUGGCCCUCAGCUAUGUUUGGGGGGUUGACUACCAGUUACAGACAACCUCUUCCACGCUCGAAGAUUUUCGGAAGAAACUUCCAGGACCGACAGCCAUUGAUGACAAUCUGAGGUUACCACUGACGAUCAGAGACGCCAUGGACGUGACAAUCACCCUGGGGCACCGCUAUCUGUGGGUCGAUGCGCUUUGCAUAGUCCAAGACUCACCGUCGGACCUUGAGAUCCAGUUGGCACAGAUGGACCGUAUAUACGGCUUGGCUGCGCUCACCAUUGUUGCAAGGGGAGGCAGAACCUCAGAUAGCGGUUUGCCAGGCAUGUCCAGUCCACGGAAUUGGUUGAGCGGUGAGAACAUCAAUUGUGAGAUGAAUGGCACUCUUACUAUCGGCUGUUGGGAUGUUCUAGACAGGAAUUACGAGAAAUACGAAGAACAGCAUGGAGUUUUCGCAGACACGGCAUGCUACAUGUGGCGUGGCUGGACUUUCCAAGAGCAGAUACUAUCCACACGCACUCUCGAGUUCAACCGCCGCCGAAUGGUUUUCUGGUGCGGACACCCAGAACAUGCUGUAGAAUGCGGCGUAGCUCCGAGGACGGAUAUGAGGGACGCUCACCACUUCCGCAGCCAGCCGGCGUGGGAGUACAUGACCAAAGACAUGCUCAUUAGCCGAUGGAGGGCUGUUCGUGAACAUUACUCGACCAGGCACUUUACUUAUGCCGGUGACCGUCGGAAAGCAGUGCUCGGUACGGCCUCGAUGCUGAGGUAUGUGAUUGGCGACAUUGACAGCAGCGGCCACGUUCUCAGUCAGCUUGGCACUGAGUUGCUCUGGCGUAAAACACUGCAUCCCGGCUGGAAUGAAAGUCAACAGUCAGCCAUCAAGUUCUCUUACAGCGCAGUCCCAUUUGGCACGUUUCCGUCUUGGUCAUGGCUCAGUCUAUGGCCGCUGACUUGGCCUAGCGACUAUAAACCGUUUCCCAAGGUAGAAUUGCAAUUACACGAUGCUGGAGUCAGUUCUUUACUCGAGAUACGAGGGCGAGCUCUUGAAGUGAAUGUGAUCGAAGAAGGGGGAGAUGGCGAAAAGGAUAAAGUCAAAGUAUACUAUAAAGAUGGAACUAAUGCAAAGCUCGAGGUUUACCUUGAUCGAUCCUUGGAGGCACAGACGGUAGUUACGUGUGUUCCUAUUGCUUCAGUUAUCCACAGCGGGAAAUUGAUGCCGAAAUGGUGUUAUGGGAUGUUGCUGCUUCAAAAUGUUGACGAGUCGGGUUAUAGAAGAGUCGGGGUUGCGUUUGUGGUGGAAGCUCGAGCUGGCGAGUUCUUACGGCGUAUCGAGUCGGAUGAGGCCCGCCACCUUGUGAUGAGGUGUGUGUGA
This is a messenger RNA of Trichoderma breve, 2112 nucleotides long. Its product is annotated as heterokaryon incompatibility protein (HET) domain-containing protein. The transcript is spliced from 5 exons. The record is from RefSeq and is a predicted model, not a curated record. NCBI's taxonomy places the organism in Eukaryota, Fungi, Ascomycota, Sordariomycetes, Hypocreales, Hypocreaceae. Bases 1 to 2112 code for a protein of 703 amino acids.